Ctenocephalides felis (cat flea) is the source of this 636-nucleotide messenger RNA. RefSeq lists its product as uncharacterized. Lineage: Eukaryota; Metazoa; Arthropoda; Insecta; Siphonaptera; Pulicidae. The coding region runs from base 1 to 636 and encodes 211 amino acids. The record is from RefSeq and is a predicted model, not a curated record. The transcript has 2 exons.
AUGCCGCGACCAAGACGAUCGAAUCUUUCCCGACAAAGCAGUAAUGCAAGAAGACUGCAAAAUACUGUAAAUGCAAGAACUGAAGAACAAGAAACAAUUGCACGUGAACAGCAACGCGAAAGAAUGGCUCGACUUCGUGCUCGAGGUAACAACAUAGAUCAACAAAUAGUUAACUUGCGAUGCAGAAGAAGAAAUUUGAAUCGAGAAGCAUUUCAAUACGAUUGCAGCUAUGAUUAUAGCUUGCAUCCUAGCGUCUGCAUUGGCAAAAUGGACGUAGUUUGCAAGUAUUGUGGUGCAUUGAAGUUUUCCCAAGAAACGCCUGGAUUAUGCUGCCUUAAUGGUAAAGUCAAAUUGCCAUCGUUGACUCCGCCACCUGAACCAUUGUAUUCAUUGCUUUGUGGCGAAACACAAGAAUCACGCCACUUUCUUGCUAAUACUCAAAAAUACAAUGGUUGUUUCCAAAUGACGUCAUUUGGAGCAGAUAUUAUCGAAGAACGAGGAUUUAAUCCGACAUUUAAGAUACAAGGACAAAUUCAUCAUCGAAUUGGAUCAUUACUACCUUUUGAAGAUACACAGAAUAAUUUUUACAAAUAUAUUUCAUGGGCAACAUGGAAGAACAACUUGAUCGACGACUAG